GUAUUCGACUUUUAAGUAAAAACUUCAACGCCCCAAAACUCGGUCUACGGCAAGCGAAAGGGUCCAAAAAUUACACCCGUGACACACUUUUCCGCACGUUGAGCGUCUGUCGGACGUCGCAUCAAAACGGCAGAGCAGGUGGUUUACGGUUCGCGUUGUUGUAAACAUUAGCGCCGCGCCACGCCAGCCAUGGAUGCGCUUGUCGCCGCCAUGUGUGACCAGCUUAUCAAGGCUGUGAACGUGACUAUGGAUCCGGAAUCGAGUCAAAUAUACCGACUGGAGGCCCUAAAGUUUUUCGAGGAGUUUAAAGAGAAAAGCCUCCUAUGUGUCCCGUGCGGCUUACAUUUGGCAGACAAAGCCCAGACUGCUGUUAUCAGGCACUUUGGCUUGCAAAUUUUGGAACACGUCAUCAAGUUCCGUUGGAAUGACAUGCACCAACAGGAGAAAAUCCAGGUGAAAGACUGCACCAUGCAGCUGUUAUCAAAAGGGACGUAUCCAAUCCUAGAGGAGGAAAGCUACAUCAAAGAUGUCCUCUCGCGAGUGGUGGUGGAAAUGAUCAAGAGGGAGUGGCCACAGAAUUGGCCAAACAUGCUUAAGGAGAUGGAAAGUCUCUCGAGCGAAGGGGAGGCCCAGACUGAACUUGUGAUGCUGAUCCUGCUGAGGCUGGCGGAGGACGUGAUCACCUUCCAGACGUUGCCUCUGCAGCGGCGCCGGGACAUCCAGCAGACGCUCUCGCAGAACAUGGAGAGCAUCUUCAACUUCCUCAUGACCAUUCUGCACCUAAACAUAAAAGAGUACCAAAAACUGAAAGGGUCGCCACAGCAUGAAAUGAAGGCCAGGGCUCACUGCAGAGUGGCCGUGGCAACGCUGAGCACACUCGCUGGUUACAUCGACUGGGUGUCCCUGGUAUACAUCACGUCCGGCAACUGCCGUCUGCUGGAGAGCUUGUGCCUGCUGCUGAGCGAGCCGGAGCUGCAGCUGGAGGCGGCCGAGUGCCUCCUCAUCGCCAUCAGCCGCAGGGGCAAGCUGGAGGAAAGGAAGCCGUUCAUGUUGCUGUUUGAUGAUGUCGCCAUCAAUUACAUUCUCUGUGCAGCACAGUCAGCUGAUGGCCCGGCCUCCUCCGAAACACAAUCGGUUGAGGUGGUGGAGCGACGCUAUGUUUUUCUGAAGAGGCUGUGUCAGGUGCUGUGUGCUCUGGGAAGUCAGCUAACCUAUCUGGUGGGUUCAGAUGCCAAAGUGGACGUUCCUGCGAACCUCAGCAAGUUUUUGGAAGCCGUGUUGGCUUUCUCAACACAUUCCAGCCUGUUUCUGAGGUCAUCCACUCUGUCCACGUGGGCGUCUGUCUUCAGACACGAGACUCUCUCCCAAGAGCCCAUUGUUGUAGAAAUGGCCAUCAAGUACCUCAGAUUAUCCAUAACUAACCUCGUCAAGACGGGUUUUCCCUCCAGGAACGAUCACCCAAGUUGUCAGUUCUCACGUGUGGACUUUGACAGUGAUGAGGAUUUCAACACUUUCUUUAAUUCAUUCCGGGCGCAUCAGGGAGAGGGCGUGAGGUGUGCGUGUCGCCUUGUUCCCUUGGAGGCGUUCCAGAUGGCCGCCAUGUGGCUGCAGUACAAGCUUGGCAACAGCAAUGCCACACCUCAAGGCGAGGGGCUGUCCUCGCUCUUCUCCACGCCAGUGCUGGAGUGGGACGCUGUGACGGUGUUCAUGGAGUGCGUGGUGUCUCAGGUCUUGAAGAGCCUCGAGGAGGAGAAGUUGCCCGUCGGGGGGAGCAUGGAGCUGCUGCAGGCCGUGCUGAGCUACGACACCAAAGAGCCUCUCAUCAUGUCCUGCGUGCUCACCAACGUGUCCACUCUCUUCCCUUUCGUCAAACACAGACUGGAAUUCCUGCCUCAGGUCCUUUGCAAGCUUUUUGAAACCGUUACCUUUGAGCCUGUUCAGGAAAUUAAGGCACCACGCACCCGAGCUGUAAACAAUGUGAGGAGGCACGCCUGCUCUGCCAUCAUCAAGAUUUGCCGGGAUUACCCGCAGUUCAUUUUGCCUUGUUUCGAGAUGUUUUACAACCACGUGAAGAAGAUGUUCUCUGGCGAUGCCGCUCUGACCGUCAUGGAGAAGAGCGCCCUGAUCGAGUCUCUGGUGCUCAUCAGCAAUGAGUUCAAGGACUUCGAGAAGCAGAAGGCUUUCAUAGGCGAGCUGCUGGCCUCCGUGAUGGCCGACUGGACCUCAGACACGACGAAGCAGGUGCUUUCCAACCCGGCCGUUUUCCUCUCCUUCAUCGGAGCUGAUCAGGUUGUGAACGAGCAGUGCAAAGAAGUGGAUGCAGUCAGCCUCAACAGGGGGAGGUUGGCCUUCUGUUUGAACGCAAUGCUGGGCGUGGUGAAGCGGGCACACUGGCCUGCGGACCAGGAAGCCGCCAAGGCCGGAGGCUUCUUCGUGGGCUAUACGCCAUCCGGAGCGGCCAUCUACAGAAACCCCUGCGCUGCCCAGUUUUUAGCCUUCCUGCCAAACCUGCUGGCUCUCAUCAGAACUCAAAACAGUUUGUUUACACCGGAGAACCGAGCUCGUCUGAGUGAGACCUUUACCAGAGUCCACGAGCUGAUGGACGGCGAGAGGAAUGUCGUUCUGGGUCUGGGUCAUUCCAUUCAGGAUUCAUACGACGCUCCUUCCUUUAAAACAAACCUGGAGCGCAUGCAGGGAUUUUUCAGCCAACUGUAUGACAACUGCUUUCACAUCCUGGGAAACGGAGGGCUUUCCCUGCAACAGGAGUUCUACAACGUAGACAGGCUGGCUGAAGAACUUUCUGCCUCGGCUUUCUUCUCCCUCGAACACGUGCCGGACCACAGGCUUCGCCCCUUCAUUCGCUUAUUCGUAAGGCAGAUGGUGCUGUCGUGUCCCUCGGAAUACAACGACAGUCUCCUCUGCCCCCUGCUCGGCCCUCUGUUCAACUACAUUCUGCAGAGCUUAAACAUGAAGUGGCAAGUCAUUAACCAGAGGGCUUCUGUCAAUGGUGAGGAGGAAGAAGAGGAGGUGGUGUGUCAAGAGAGUCAGGUGACACAGGAGAUGCUGGAGGAGCAGCUGGUGCGCAUUCUCACCAGGGAGGUGCUGGAUUUCAUCACUGUCAGCUGCAUUUCACGAAAAGUACCCGAACCUGCUCCCAAUAAGGAGGAAGUAGAAGAGGAGGACGUGAUGAUGGAUGCCACACAGGCGCCGUCCACUGCCCCGAUUACAGAUGAGCUCACUGAGCUCGGGAAAAGCCUCAUGGAUAAUGAGAACAUCUACAUGACCUUGUUGUCCUUCACCUUCACUUCACUGUCGUGGAAGGACGCCACGUACUGUCACCGCACGGCUUCCAUCAUCUGCUGGACCCUCCUGCGGCAGGUGAUCGGAGGUAACCUUCUUCCCGAGGCGGUCUCUUGGUUCUUCGUCAGCGUCCUCAAGGGCCUCCAGACGCACGGGCAGCACGAGGUCUGCAAUGCCAGCCUCUCUCACCUGGCCAUGCAAAUCUAUGACAACCUGCGCCCUCGCUACAUGGAGCUGAGGGCGGUGAUGAACCAGGUCCCCAACAUCAGUAUUGAGUCUCUGGACCUUUACGACCGCCGCCUGAUGGAACCCAACACGCACAAAGUCGGCGAGAAGAAGAGGAAAGAGCAGUUCAGGAAGCUCAUCGCCGGGAGUGUUGGGAAAGCUCUGUGCCAGCAGUUCAGAAAAGAGGUCCACAUCCGGAAUCUUCCGUCACUGUACAAGAAGGUGAAGCCGGACAAGGAUGUGCCGAGCAGCAACGAGCCCAUCGGGCUGACGGCGCUCUUUGACCCGGAGAAUAACGCUUUGUAGGAGGAAGAGAAAGAGGACACAAUGCAGUGCUUCUCUCAUGGACUCAAAUCGGGACUUAAGGUGUGCUGCUCCCAAUAUGUCGUUAACCUAACAACAUAAUUGCCACCAAAGUCGUUUUGCGGAGAAAACAAAAGCAUAAUUCAAAAUCAAAUAAGAGUUUAUUUCCCUCAAUUGCAUUUUUGCAGAUUACCUUGUCCUGAAUGACUGAGAAUGAUUUAAGAAAAAAAUUUGGAGUAACCACAUUUAUUUUUAUUGAUAUGACACAAAGAACUUUGGCAAUUAUGUUAUUAGGCUUGUGAUAUCUUGUGAGUGUCGCGCUGCUGCUUUUCAUUGUUAAUAUUACACUGCAUUUGUUUUGUUUUUCCCCCCUUCAAGCUCAUUUCAAUGACGAAUAAUAUUUGCCCCUCAUCUACACUAAUCAGCUCACACGUUUACUUUUGUGUCACAAUCAACAUUGUGGUGUAUUUUAUUUAUGUAGAAAAACAGAAAGGAGACAAUGUACACUCACACUGCAUUGUUUUGUUUUUAAUUGACUGGAUGAGUUAUUCGGUACCUUGUGUAGGAAGUUUCCUAUCGCGGAUGUUUAAUGGAAACAGUUUAAUAGUGAAAUAAGCUUUUCUGUAUUGUAUAAAAUGUACAGUACUACUUGGUAUUUGUCACUUCUGAGCAACACCCCAAGUACAAUUUUGAAGUUCUGUCAGGUUUUCAAUACGUGCCAAAUUAUCGUUAAACAAAACCACAUAAAGACUUGAUGUGGUCCAAUCACAAAAAAAAAAAAUAAGUCAGUGGUACAUUCCUAUAUUUUUGAAGCAAUGUUUUUUUUUUUUUAGCUAUUGUUACAUUAAUUUGACGUGUUCUGCUCUUAUGGAGCUAUGAAAGUAAGGGUUAAUUUUCAUAAUCUAGAUUUAGCACUUUUUAUGACUAUUUUUAAGUUUUCCUUCACUUUUUUUUUAAUGCAUGCAGUACAACCAGCUCAACUAUAUUACCAAAACAAAAAGUGACAACUUUUACAUAAGUCUUCAAAAAAAGGACUUCAAUUGUUGUAAUUGUCCAUUCAAAAAACAAACUGCUUGUAACACUAAAAGGAUGUGUUACAAUAAGGAGAACGGCUUUGUAAAAGUUUAGUGUGGUAGAUAUUUUUCUUUGAAAUA
Syngnathoides biaculeatus (alligator pipefish) is the source of this 4982-nucleotide messenger RNA. Its product is annotated as exportin-5. Gene Ontology annotation, cellular component: nucleus; RNA nuclear export complex; cytoplasm. The record is from RefSeq and is a predicted model, not a curated record. NCBI's taxonomy places the organism in Eukaryota, Metazoa, Chordata, Actinopteri, Syngnathiformes, Syngnathidae. Gene Ontology annotation, biological process: RNA export from nucleus; protein export from nucleus. The coding region runs from base 190 to 3831 and encodes 1213 amino acids. Gene Ontology annotation, molecular function: nuclear export signal receptor activity; small GTPase binding; RNA binding. The transcript is spliced from 33 exons.